Messenger RNA from Parastagonospora nodorum SN15, 3576 nucleotides. RefSeq lists its product as hypothetical. The record is from RefSeq and is a predicted model, not a curated record. Bases 1 to 3576 code for a protein of 1191 amino acids. The transcript has a single exon. Gene Ontology annotation, biological process: regulation of DNA-templated transcription. Gene Ontology annotation, molecular function: DNA-binding transcription factor activity; transcription cis-regulatory region binding. Lineage: Eukaryota; Fungi; Ascomycota; Dothideomycetes; Pleosporales; Phaeosphaeriaceae. Gene Ontology annotation, cellular component: nucleus.
AUGGACGAUUUCUUAGCUUCUCAGCAGCUCAUGGAGGAAGGAGCUCGCGCUGAGCAUGCCACGAGCGACGCCAGAGGCAGGAGCCCGACGCCGGACGACAUGGCAGACGGCGCAGGGGAGGAGCAGCCCAUAGACCUGACGACACAACCCCCCGCACCGAGCCAGCAAACCAUACCCAGCUCCCCACCAUUCGCAGCUCUCCACAAGCCCUUGUCGCUCCUUCUCACCGGUGAAGACCCCGCGGCGUCCCAAUUCACAGGCGAUGAAGGCGCCCCACAGCCGCAAAGUGAUGUCGAAGUGCCGGAUUCACAGCUUGCACCAGCGUCCCCUCGCUUGCCUAUAACACCCGCCGCAACCUCCUCCUUCGCUAUACCCGCAACACCGCAAGAGGGCCCAACACAGAAGAAGAAGAAGAAGAGGAGCGGGAAAAGCCGGCAAUCGCUGCUUGCUGAGGUCAACAGCCUCAACUCGGUACUCGGCCAGGGCACGCCGUCGAACGACAAGGAAAACACCACGGCCAUGGCCGUCGACAACCCUCCCGCCUCGGCCCCACGGACCAAGCGCAAGCGCAAGAAGACAUACAUAACUCCGCCCCCAACCACGCCGGGAUCCGAGCGAGCCGCUGCCGCACGCGGGCAGGACAUAUCUGCAAUGCCCUUCGCUAACGUGAUUGCCGGAGCAGAAGGAGCUCCAACACCCAUCAAGCGCGUAAACAAGAAGAAGCGUGGUUCUCUGAUUCAAGCCCUGCAAGAGAGCGCGCGGGACGAGUCUGCGAAUGGCGAUAAUGCGAUCGCGCAGAGCGAAAUCGUGGAAGGUCGCCUGAAGAGUGUGGAGGGGAGACUGCGAAAACUCAAGAGGUCCAAGCCGCCGCUCUCCGCCAUGCUAUCUGAUGAUGAAGUCGAUCGUACCCUGGAGGUUGUUGAGACUCCUUCAAUACGCAAGAAGCCCAAGAAGUCCAGGCAAUCUUCGUCGACCAAGGCUUCUACGAGUAAGAAUACUGAAGAGGUCGUUGAGGCUCCACCGGCAUCCAAAAAGCGCAAGCGCAAGUCAAAGGCUAAAGACGCUGAAGUCCUCGAUCAAGACGCCUCGGGUGCUACUAAUCAAUCUGAUGCGAACCUAAUGCAGCAGGAUCCGCUGGCUGACGAGGAGAACAUGCAAAACGCGUCUUCAUCCGAGAAAGCGACACCAAAGCCCACAAAGGAAAAGAAACCGAUGUUACCGCCCCUCACAAACACGCCAGCUCGUCGCUAUGUUCGGAAAAGCACGGUAGACUUGUCCAAGUACGCAGCCGAUAGAGAGUUGAACAACAACCGCAACCUAAAUCACCCACCAGUGCUGCCAGAGAGCGGCAGAUUUACCCAAGACGAGGACGAGAUUCUCCGCAGAGCUAUUUCAGACUACCAGCAACGCAACAAUCUUAGUACAGUCGAUCUCGUUGCCGUUAUUCAAUGGACCGACCCGACCCAAGACCCAUGGAACACAUGGAACAAGCGCAAGAAGAGCGAAUGGGAUGCGCAGCAGCUCGAAGAUGAAGCCGAGAGUAAAGAAUUUUGGCAGGAGAUCCUACACACUGAGCCUCAGCUAAGACGCAAGCCGGAGAUUAUCAAAGGCCACGUGCAAGCGCGAUACCAUACCUUCAAAAGCGGUGGGUGGACCGAGGAGGAGGAGGAGAUGCUGAAAGAGUUAAUGGAAAAACACCCAAACCAGUGGAAAACAAUAUCGUUGAUCAUGCCCGAUCGAUCUGCCGCCGAUAUCCACAAUCGUUGGAAAGAUUACGUACAGUAUGGCGAGCAGCGGAACACUGCUCGUUGGACGCGUGCCGAAGAGGAAUCACUUGUGAGCGCGCUCACCACUGUAAUACAGAGAGACGAAGAUGAGCGUGAUGAAAUGGGGCUACCAUCGGUUGCGGAGUACACGAACAAGGACAUCAAUUGGUCUGCAGUUUGCGAGCUCAUGGGCAAAGUUCGCAGCCGUCUCCAAUGCACAGUCAAAUGGACCCAGAUGAAGAAGCGGGACGCCUCGGUCAACAUUCGUCCUGUCUACAAGCGAGGCAGAACACCGGAUCCAACUCGUCCAGCGGCGCCCACGCCAAAGCCAAAGCCAAAGAAGAGGAAGAGCGAAGCUAACGGGGAUGGAACUGAGCCGCGGAAGAAGCGAGGCAGGCCAAGGAAAAGUGAAGUCUAUGUGGACAACGAUGAUUUGGGCCUUGAUGAGGCGAAUCCGGAUGCGGCGGAACCUGAGGGAGACUUCAAUUCGAGUGUUGCAUCCAAGGAGCCUAAGAAGUCACGCUCGAAGCGUUUCAAAGCACAGGGUCUCGUUGAGAACGUGGAUGAAACCGAUGACGAAUCACUGGCUACGACAACUUCUCAGAAACGCUGUCAGUCUACCAGAACCAGCAAGAAAACUGCAGAAGCAGCCAUUAGGGAAGCCCCCGGACAGGAUCUUAUGGCGCCCGAAGAGGAUGCUGACGAGGUAGCCUCUGAAGAAGCCAACGACGAGGUUACUGCACCACCUGAAGAGGAUGAAGAGCAGGAUGUUGCAGUGCCUGACCAUGAUGACGAUGAGGCAGCCUCUGAAGAGGUCAACGACGAGCAUGCUACGGCACCUCAAGAGGAUGACGAGGUAGCAGCAUCAGAAGAAAUCAACGAGGGGAGCAUUGCAACGCCUGAAGAACAUGCCGAUCAGCUGGAAGUAGCACCCGAAGUUUCAGGGCAGGUGGCAAGCGAGGAACUCGACGAGGACGAUAUUCCCUCACCUUUUGAUUUUGAUUACGGACACGAAGUUGCAGCAGCUGAACAAGAUGUCGAGCUGGAAGUCUCUAUACUUGAGGAAGACAUCGAUCAAGAGGAAGAAGCUGUUAAAGAACAUGAUGCACACGAGGUUUUAACACCCGUGCAACACGAUGACGAGCUUGCAACGCCCGAAGACGAAGAAGUCCAGGAGGAAGCAGUGGUUGAAGUGUAUGAUCCAUCUGAGCCGUCAGACUCCGUCCGUCAGGAAGAAAUAUCUGCCGCAUCCCAGAUGUCCAAGAGCUCAACGUUAAAAACGCCCCAACAGCCACGGAGAUCAGUUCAAGUACCCCCAGGUGUCGGCCAUAUGAAGUGGGGCGACAACCUCGAUAUCAUCGAAGCACUUGCCUUUGACUCGGACAUCACGGAUGUAGACGAUGUUGUAUGGCACGAACUUGCGGAUCUGUUGGAGAGCAAGUGGUCCCCAUCCGAUUUAGAGACAGAAGUCAAAGAGCUUCUCACACUGGUACCGGAUCAAGGAACAUGGGCUAGAACGCUCAAGGCUCUUCGUCGCCAUCUCGAAAAUAACGUUGAGCAGGACAAGCUUAGCGAGCACUACGACCCUUUUGAUGGCCCGUUCGAUGAUGGAGAGGUAAAUGCCGGGCUACAGGAGGAGACCGAGUCGCGUACAGAAGCGAACGAGCCGAAUUCGAAGAAGAAGAGGAAGAGGAAUGCUCAUGACAAGUCAACAGAAUCACGGCCAGACAAAAAGAAGAGAAAGAAGCGAAGUUCGAUGCCGAAGACUCCUGCGAACAUGUCUACCACGUCUGUCGCAAAAAGUGGAUAA